CACCUUUGAUAGGAGGUGAUUGAGUAGGACACUCCCCCACCCUCCCUCUUGCAUAAUUUCGAACCAACUAAGAGGAGGGAGCUCCAGAAAACUCUCUCAGCUAAUCCAUAGGGGGGAGGAAGCAACAACAAAGGAAAUCCAAGGAAAGAGGGGUUGUUCUUGAGGAGUCGAAAUCGCCGGAAACCGCCACAUAUAGGGAGCUGUUCGUAGUUGCAGACUACGAAAGCCGCCCGGCUUUCGUGAAAGCCGCCCGGCUUUGGCCCAGAAAUCCAGCUUUUCUCUUUCAAAAGGCUUAGAACGGGGAUUUAUCGAGGGGCUUAUCAAAGGCAACUAUUGUAGCACAUCACGAGUUUCAGGUAGGACUUGAAGGUUGCUACUGGUGCCCGUUGCUCGGGAUAUUCAGAGGAGAAGACGUGAAAUGGAACGUACCGGGAAAGUAACUAGAAGGAACCCGACUGACCGAGCACCGGGAGGAUCCGUGCAAGGUAGUAGAGGGGCUUCUAGGGCGUCCAGAGGACAGGUCCGUGGAGGCCAAGAUCAGACCGUGAGUGACAGUUAUGUUGAAACAGUCAACGAGUCCUAUGAGUCCGAGGAGGAUUCGACGUAUCAACCGAGAACUGAGCCGGUUGAGACCCCAUAUGAUGGGGAGUAUGAUGAUGCUAGUGAGGGGAGCGACGAUGAUGACGCUCUGGAAAGGAUGGAGGAACUACUCCGUCAAUUUCAACAGGAUCGCCAAAGGCGCCGGGCAAGGCGUGCUUUGGGAGGGGCUUCAAGAAGGGGAAGCCAUGCGGGUUCUAGGGAACAUGUAGAGUCCCGAGUAGAUCGAGGUGUCGAGGUCCCGAUAAUAAGGAUCUCGAAGUACCUCAAGGAAGCAAGAGACCUGGGGUGUAAACCGUUCGAUGGAACGGGAGAUAUAUUUGUUGCGGCGGAGUGGAUCAAGAGGUUCAAUGAAGCGGCCCUUGAUAUGCAGCUGCCGCCAAACAUGAAGAUGAGAGUAGCAACAAGGUUGCUAGAGGGGAUGGCGUCCACAUGGUGGGACGGUGUCAAAGGGAAGUACGGUGAGGCCGUAACUUGGGAGAAUUUCCGACAGGAAUUCUUCAACCAAUACUACUCCGACUUCGAGGUGAACUUGAAGAGGAGAGAAUACACCAACUUGACCCAAGGAGGCAAGUAUACCGUGAGGCAACUUGAGCACAAGUUCAGGGAGCUCGCGGAGUUUAUACCGGAGUAUGCUUGUGAUGAGAACCGGAUGGUGAAUCACUUUUGGGAUGCUUUAGACUUAGACGUGCGUGAACGGGCAACACAAUUGCCUAACAUGACGUUUAGUCAAGUGGUGGAGCAAGGCCUGAAAGGGGAGAAGGAAUGGGAAGAAAGAAAGCUGAAAAACGCCGAGGAGGCGAAGAAGAGGAAAUGGGAGAACACCGGCCCCCAAGGUUCUAGCAAGAAGGGGAACCACGGGGGAGGUGGGUCUUUCAGAACGCCCGCACCACCAUCUAGGGGAAACCAAGGCCCAGGAGGGAAAGGCUCGAGGUCGCAAGGCUCGGGCAUUAGCAGGUGCAACAACUGCAAGAGGAACCACGCGGGCAAGUGCCGCGAUCCCCCUAGGUGCUACCAAUGCGGGGAGACGAGGCACUUGACAUCAAACUGCCCACAACUUGGGCGAGUCAUGGGUGCAGGACCUAGCAGCGGGACUACGACAAGUAGGAACCGAGCAGGGGCACCUCACGCGAGCACGAUGCACGGAGGGCCAAGUACAAGCAACGCGCCAUCCGUGAACCAAGGCAAGACCCAGGCUAGGGUUUAUGCGAUGACGGAGGCGGACACACGUGCUAACCCGGACUCCGUGGCG
Messenger RNA from Cuscuta europaea, 1849 nucleotides. NCBI's taxonomy places the organism in Eukaryota, Viridiplantae, Streptophyta, Magnoliopsida, Solanales, Convolvulaceae. The record is from the annotation of a GenBank genome assembly.